Molecule: messenger RNA, 1476 nt
Organism: Striga hermonthica
Lineage: Eukaryota; Viridiplantae; Streptophyta; Magnoliopsida; Lamiales; Orobanchaceae
Source: the annotation of a GenBank genome assembly
AUGGAGGUCGAGCAAGCUCACAUGCCUUCCGGUUUCGACCUGGUCUCCGGCGACAUUCCCCCAUUUUCGCUUCCCGAUGUGUACGGAUCCUCGGAGGAGAAGUCGCCGAAGCCACGGAAAGUGACUGGUGAAAUGCCCGACAACGGCGGUGGGCGCGGGACCGCGCCUGCUCCGUCGAUUUCCUCCGCCGCUCUUGACAUAUGCCCGUCCGCUGCGGCGAUGAAGCUUCAGAAGGUUUAUCGGAGCUAUCGUACCCGCCGCAUGUUAGCCGACUCCGCCGUGGUGGCUGAAGAACUGUGGUGGCAAGCGCUGGAUUUUGCACGACUAAAUCACAGUACGAUCUCUUUUUUCAACUUCUUGAAGCCGGAGACGGCUGCAUCCCGAUGGAACCGUGUUACAUUGAAUGCUUCGAAGGUGGGCAAGGGUCUGUCUAAAGAUGCCAAAGCACAAAAGUUAGCCUUCCAGCACUGGAUUGAAGCUAUCGAUCCAAGGCACCGUUAUGGGCACAGCUUACAUAUUUAUUAUGAGGAGUGGUGUAAAACUAGCGCUGGUCAGCCUUUCUUCUAUUGGUUGGAUGUUGGAGAUGGCAAAGAGGUGGAACUAAAAGAGUGCCCAAGAUCAAAGCUUCGUAAACAAUGCAUUAAGUAUCUUGGACCAAAAGAGAGAGAACAUUAUGAAUACUACGUCGUUGAUGGGAAAAUUCUGAACAUAUUAACUGGGGAACCUCUAGAUACGGACAGAGGAGUACCGGGAUCAAAAUGGAUUUUUGUGAUGAGCACCUCUCAAAAACUCUACUCCGGGGAGAAAAAGAAAGGUUUGUUCCACCAUUCAAGCUUUCUUGCUGGAGGAGCUACUUUAGCUGCUGGAAGGCUAGUUGUAGAGGAUGGAGUGCUUAAGUGUAUCUCGGCUUACAGCGGACACUAUAAGCCGACUGACGAUCGCCUGGACACGUUUUUAUUAUUUCUCAAGGAAAAUGGAGUCAACCUGGAUGAAGUUGAGAUAUGUAAGUCAAACGACGAUUAUGAGAGCAACAAGAGCGGCAGAUUGUCGAUGGAUGCCGCGGUUAUACCUGAAGUUACGUUGAGCUCGGAGUCUGACCUCCUACAGGAAGAGGGCCCGACACUGGACGCAAUCGAGCAAGCUUCCAACCCUCAAAAUAAGACUGAGUACAAGAGGACUUUGUCGGGUGGCCUUCAAAGCCCCAAGGCUGAAGUGCCCAAGACUGCCAUACUGCAACGGAUUAAUUCCAAGAGGGCCGCCAGGUCGUACCAGCUGGGCCAUCAGCUCUCGGCCCCGUGGUCCACGGGUGCCGGCCCAAGAAUUGGCUGUGUGGCAGAUUAUCCAGUGGAGCUGAGGUUGCAGGCCUUGGAGAUCACGAACCUGUCCCCAAGGACGGGCGGCAGCCCGCCUCUGUUCACUCCCAGAGGGACUGCGGCUCUUGUUUCGCCGUAUAAGGAUGAUGUGGAAAUAGUUUGA